AUGAGCUCGUGGGACGACGACGACCACCCCGUCUUUCACACGAACGACUGGCAAAAGCAGACCACAGAAGACCAACCGCAGCAACAGCAGCCGAUAGAAGGGUCCAAGCGACCCGGCAAGAAGAGCAAGAAGAAGCAGAAGGCGCCGCGUGGCAACGAUGUUGAGAAUCUGUUCGAUGAGAGGGAAACAGAGGCGGUACGAGAGGAGCGGGAGGAUGCUGCGGUGACUGCACUGCCACCCGUGAGCAGUGCGGAUGUGGAGGAGGAGAGGGGUGUUGAAUGGAGAGAGGAUGACUUUCCACCUGAUCGACUGGCUUUGACGCCUGACAUACCACCAGCCAAGCAAUCCACCUCUCCACAACCUGUUCACGCCAAACCCAGACAAAUCUCCAAGAGCUCCCCGACCUACGGCUACUCCAACGGCGCUGCAAAUCCCCACGCAUUCGCCCCGACAAUGUCAAAGCGAGUUUCCUAUACUUCUUCACCGCCGAACUUCAUCGAGCCCAAAGCUCCUCCGCAUAUGCCACAGCCGCAUUUCUACGGGUCGCCGAUUUUGAAUCUCGACGAUGAGUUCAAAAAAUUGCACCACGACCCUCCCAUCGCCGGCUCGAAUGGGUAUUGUUGCUGUCUGGACUCUCUCGCGGACGCGGGCGAUGGGGUAUCGGCGAAGAAGGCCAGGGAUGCUCUACUCGUUGGCUCUGAAGGUGGCCUGGAAGUCUUUCGUGUGCUGCCCAACAAGGUCGAGGUGGUAGGGCGGCUGGAAGGUCUUCGUGGCAGUGUCAUUGGGGCGAAAAUCCUACCUCAUGUCUCUGUUCAUGAUAGCCUGGAGCAACUCCGCCCACUUGUGGCAGUGAUUCUUCACGGCGCUGCAGAAGGAGCGAGUCACUCAGCUGUUUUCUACCAGACUACGGUUGAGGUGUAUUCGCUUCAAACGCAGGAACGUGUCGCUACGCUCUAUCAGACCGUUGCUGUCGAGGUGCCCCAACCCACUGUCGGCCAUUUGACCACCCUGCCGGAACCGGUUGAGGAUUUACGACUGACGGCUUGCGGUAGCUUUGUUCUCCUGGCAUCAGGCAAAAGCGGUGAGGUGUUUGUCUUUUCAACCGCCACCACCGAUAAUUCUGGCGAUGGCGAGUUUCGUUGCAUCGGCAAGUUCUGGACCUCUUUGCAAUCAUCUUCCGAUCAGGGUUCGUCAAGACCGCCGAGCUCCGGCGAUGCAAAACAGCCGACUGGAUCGGAAACGGAGCUACGUCGAUUGCCUCUGCUCAGUCUAAGCCCACGGUGGCUUGCUCUGGUCCCUCCGCCCAGCGCUUCCCACGUUUCGAUCCAAGGCUCGCCACUGCUCUCAGAGGAUGGCUACAGUCCUCCAGGCUUGGCAUCUGCUGUCGCCCCUCCCCAGCCACAUGUAUCGUGUGAGACGGUAGGCACCGAUCCGGAAGAUGCCUGGAGCCGUUUGACUCGUCAGGCUGCGCAGGGUGUCGUCAAGUACUCCCAGAAAGGUAUUGAUCUUGGCCUGCAAGGCUGGAGGGAGCUCACGAACCCUGCACCCCUGCCGGAUCAGCGAGCCCCCGGAAAAGAGCAGGGUGCAUUCUUCCCGCCUACCAAGGCCCCUCCACACGACCCUCAGCGGACUGAGAAGGAUCCCUCUAUUGUCGCUAUUGUCGACUUGCAGGCUCUGCUUGAAGCUCAAGAAGCCAAGGCAAAACAGCCACCAACACCAGUUGCUUCUUUCGCUUUACCCGAAGGCUGCAAUUUUCUGGCUUUUUCGCGGAGUGGACUGCGUCUUCUCACUGUCAGCCGCAAAGGCGAGACAUAUUGCAUUUGGGAUCUGACACGAUCAUGCCACGGCAUACACAGAAGCGAUGGCAGUGCUGGGAUGGGUCCGUCAGUCCGACUGAUCCACAGUAUCCCUCGCAGCAGCCCAUCGGUGGUGGUCGACUCUGCAUGGUCGCGGAAUGACGACUACCUGGCGCUUCUCACAAUGCACGGCACCGUACAUCUACACGAGAUUGUGGAGCGCCCAUCAUUUCGCCGACGAAAGCGCCGAUCUACAGCCAGUGCAUAUGGGGCAGAGAAAGCCGAAGCGACAGUGAGUGUAUCCCAAGGUGCUUCGCCACCGAGCAGCAACGCCGGCUUCUUCGGGAGCGUGAGAUCAACAUGGCAGCAAGUCAGCACGCAAGUGGGAAGCAUGAGCGGCAGUGGAGUAAGAUCUUCAUCCGGCUUCGGCAUUCCGCGAUCUUUCGCAGGUUUCAGGGAUGCCACGGCGAGUGUCGGCCAUGCCGGCGGUCGCGUGAUAGCCAAAGGCCUGAGCCACGGCUUCAGCGCGGCGAAAGAUGGCGCAAGCGACUACUGGCAUUCCGAAGAUAACAAGAUCCGCCACAAAGCGCUGCUCAAGGCACAGCCGGCUUCUCUCAAGUGGCUGAAGCGGCAAAGCGAUCUCUACCUCGCCGUCGUCUGUGGUGGAGCAGUGCAUCUGCACCCCGUCACGCGGCUGCAACGUAGCAAGGGACAGGAGAGCGUGACUGCACUGAAACAUGACAAGUACGGGCACAAGAAGUUCGAGCUGCCUCCUAUCCGUACUCGCGCGAGUGCGGAAGUCAAGAAUGGUGCGCUCCAGGCGCGACAUGAUGUCCCACACGGCUUCUGGAGUCUGCGGCGUCCCCCAGCAGAUAUCGCGGACGAUACUCCAUGGCGAAAGUGUAUUCCUCCGCCGUCCACGCAGGUGAACGACGUCGAGACAAAUCCCCCAUACUGCCCGUUCCACAUCGACCCACGGGUAGACAUAUACGUCUACGACGAAAACCAAGCCGACUCUCCCCAACCAUCCACCUUCUCCAACGCCCUAGGCCACGGCCAAGUGCCGAAGAAAAAGCCCAGCUCCCCCUGGCUCUUCGGCGAGCCCCUCCCCUCCGCCACGAAGAUGAACUUGCACGACAAUACGCUGCAGGCCGUGCGCCGCGAUUUCGAGCUGGACAGUGAUGUCGAGAUGGAUCUUGCGGAGGCGAUGCGGAGCGUGACGACGAUUUGCUCGGCGGCGGAUGGGGAUGGGCGGGAGGAGAUUCGGGUUGUUACGCAGCGCGUGAGGGAGAGUGGGGAGGGGGAGAGCGAUGGGGAUGGUUUUGCGGUGGAGGAAGCAUGA
Neohortaea acidophila is the source of this 3138-nucleotide messenger RNA. RefSeq lists its product as uncharacterized. Bases 1 to 3138 code for a protein of 1045 amino acids. Gene Ontology annotation, molecular function: protein binding. The record is from RefSeq and is a predicted model, not a curated record. Gene Ontology annotation, cellular component: cytoplasm. The transcript has a single exon. NCBI's taxonomy places the organism in Eukaryota, Fungi, Ascomycota, Dothideomycetes, Mycosphaerellales, Teratosphaeriaceae. Gene Ontology annotation, biological process: autophagy; response to starvation.